GGAAGAGCCUUUUCUUUGUUGAAGGAAAAUGCCUGCUCUUAGCAGGGUCAGAAGCUUAUCUAGCUAGCGGAAGGGGAGGGGAGACGAGGUGACCCUGGCCAUGGAGGCCUGGCCCAAGCCUGCCUGACUUUCCUUCCUAAUGACUGGAUGAUAUGAGGUGGCAGAUCCAGUUUAGGGCCUGCAAGCGGGUGAUGAGUAAGUGCCACCUGGGUGUGGUGCCGAGGGAAGAUGCCAUAGACGUCGGCAGGGAGCUCUCCCAGGAGGGGAAGGAGGUAGGAAGUGUCUGAACAUGCUGUCCUGAAUUGCCACCCCAAGCUCACAUCCAGGUCCUCUUGCUUCCCUGUCCAAGUCCUGUUCACCUACAAACACCCUCCCCAGCCCUUCCAGGAGAUCCAUCCCUAGGCUCCAUCUCACGGGCCCCUGGUGUGGCCACUCAGCUUUGCACUGGACGUCUCAGCCCUUAACUGGUUACAGUCAUGCCCUUAGAUGUCUCCUCAGAGGCUUGGCUGUGCCCAGCAGAUUGCCCCAAAGCUCGUGUUAAUCAAGAUGGUGCCACCUCUCCUGGGGUCGGCUCUUAACUAUGCCCACUCAGAAACAGUUUCUACAGUUUAUAGACUCAGGCUGCUGAAUCAGCCCAAGAAAGCUCCUGGAAGAGGGUGUACAAGUCCAAAGGCUAGUUUAUUAAUUUGCAAGGAGACUUGUGGACGUGACACAGACUUGGUGUUGUCUGGGCCCUGCAUCCUGAGCAAGCCAGACGGGAACCCAGAGAUCAGAAGAACGUGGCUAGUGCUUAGCAGAGCUAGAGUGAGGGCCAGGCCAGUGGAGGAUUCGGCCAUGGUGUCCAGUAACGCUGGGCUGUGUGCCCCUCUCUCUGGCCCUCUUGCCAGUGGUAAACCAGAUGCUCAGAUCAACCUGGCUGUGUGCAUCUCCUUGGCUGGUACAAUGUAGACUUUUCCCCUUAGCAAUUUUUCAUUUUAUUCACUUCUUUGUUUAGUGCUUUGCAAGCAGUAGCUCCUAGCUACAUAGAUUUGCAUUUGCCACAGUUAAAUAACUAUUGUGCAGUCUCAGGGUUUAUAGGGCCAGGCCUAUAAUGCAAAUUAAGAGGAUGGCCUGGUAACCUGGAUGGGUCCAUAGGAAGCUAAGCAAAGAACCAUGGUGCCUGAUCAGCAGAGAGACUCUGUGCAGCGGCCUGGGGUGAGACAGCCCCGAGGCAGUGCCUGCUGGGGUUGCCUCAGGCCACCUGCCCUGCCCAUUGGAUUGCUUGAGCCCUCUUGGGUCUCUGUCCCCUGCUCCUCAGAGCCAGUGCCCAAAACCAAGGAGAUGUGACCUGGUGGCCUUUGGAACAGGGCAGAGUUGGCUGGACUGGGCUGAGUCCAGUGUUCAGGAGUUGGUUAUUGUUAGCAAUUGGGAAGGGCCUUGACUAUUGCAAGCCUUGGUUUUAUCCUCAGCAAAAUGGGGGCAACCCCUCCGAGAGCUGUUGGGAGGGUGGGGCCAGAUGGUGCGCAGAGAGCAAGUCUGGGCUCCUCAGGGGGGCCGCCAUCAGCCAGGCAUUUGCAUUCUCUGCUGACUUGGGCUCCCGCCGCCCCAGAGGGCUGGACAAAGGCGAAGCCUCUGGGACCCAGCCCGGGGCAGAGGGGCAGCAGGAGCGCCUCCAUGUCCUUCUGCAGGGCUGGUUUGCAGCUGAGGACAAGGCUGCUGGCCUGACCUUUCCACUGACCCGAGGGGGAACGUCAGGUUUAAGGCGGGGUCUGUGAUAGGCAUCCAGAGAGGAGGGAAGCAUGAGGUGGUGUUCUGGAGAAGGAGGCUCUUUGGGAGUGCCCAAGAGGCCUCUAGGUCCGCCUCAGUGGUUUGGGCCCUGUGGUGUUUUCCCAUAGAGAACACCUCCCCCUCUAUCCACAUGGUCCGCCCCGUGACAUCAGUGGAAUGGAAGCACCUUACAGGUGACAUCACUGUUGCCCAAGGCAACACCUCCACCUUAAGGCAGCCUGGGAGGGGAAAGACCAACCCCAACUGUAAGACACAUGUUGAAGGGAAAGGACAUCGAAGGGGGGACAUCCACAGGAGAGCUCCCGCCAUGGCCGUGGGGCUCUUCCGGGUGUGCCUGGUGGUGGUGACGGCCAUCAUCAACCACCCGCUGCUGUUCCCGCGGGAGAACGCCACCGUCCCCGAGAACGAGGAGGAGAUCAUCCGCAAGAUGCAGGCGCACCAGGAGAAGCUGCAGCUGGAGCAGCUGCGCCUGGAGGAGGAGGUGGCGCGGCUGGCGGCUGAGAAGGAGGCCCUGGAGCAGGUAGCGGAGGAAGCGCAGCCGAACGACACCCGCGCGGCCUGGGACCUCUGGAGCACCCUCUGCAUGAUCCUCUUCCUCAUCAUCGAGGUGUGGCGGCAGGACCACCAGGACGGGCCCUCCCUUGAGUGCCCGGGCGGCGAUGAGGACGAGCUGCCCGGGCUGGGGGGUGCCCCGCUGCGGGGCCUCACCCUGCCCAACAAGGCCACCCUCAGCCACUUCUACGAGCGCUGCAUCCGGACGGCCACGGCCGAUGCUGCUCGCACCCGGGAGUUCGUGGAAGGCUUCGUGGAUGACCUGCUGGAAGCCCUGCGGAGCCUCUGCAACAGGGACAGCGACAUGGAGGUGGAGGACUUCAUCGGCGUGGACAGCAUGUACGAGAACUGGCAGGUGGACAGGCCGCUGCUCUGCCACCUCUUUGUGCCCUUCACGCCCCCGGAGCCGCACCGCUUCCACCCAGAGCUCUGGUGCUCCAGCCACCCGGUGCCCCUGGAUCGCCAGGGCUAUGCCCAGAUCAAAGUGGUCCGGGCCGACGGAGAUGCCCAGGGCUGCGUCUGCGGCAAGACCAAGCUCGGGGAAGACAUGCUGUGUCUCCUCCAUGGCAAGAACAAGACGACGCAGCCCGAAGACAGCGGUAUGGAAGACCUACUGUGCGCCAGAGAGUCCCCGUACCUGGACACCAUGCAGGUCAUGAAGUGGUUCCAGACGGCCCUCACCAGAGCCUGGCACCGCAUCGCCCACAAGUACGAGUUCGACCUGGCCUUUGGCCAGCUGGACACCCCAGGGUCCCUCAAGAUCAAGUUCCGCUCGGGGAAGUUCAUGCCCUUCCACCUGAUUCCCGCGAUCCAGUGUGAUGACUCGGACCUGUACUUUGUCUCCCACCUUCCCAGGGAGCCUUCCGGGGAGACCACGGCCUGCAGCACGGACUGGCUCCUGUCCUUUGCGGUCUACGAGCGCCACUUCCUGAGGAUGAUGCUGAAGGCCUUACCCGAGGGCGCCUGCCACCUGAGCUGCCUGCAGAUCGCCUGCUUCCUGCUGUCCAAGCAGAGCCGUCUGACGGGCCCCAGCGGGCUCAGCAGCUACCACCUGAAGACGGCCCUGCUGCACCUGCUGCUCUCCCGGCGGGCCGCCGACUGGCAGGCCGCGCAGCUCGCCGCACGUCUGCACGAGCUGCUGUGCUUCCUGGAGAAGAGCCUGCUGGAGAAGAAGCUCCAUCACUUCUUCCUGGGCAACCGCAAGGUGCCCGAGGCCGUGGGACUCCCGGAGGCCGUGCACAGGGCCGAGCCUCUCAACCUGUUCCGACCCUUCGUCCUGCAGCGAAGUCUCUACCGUAAGACAGUGGACUCCUUCUACGAGAUGCUGAAGAAUGCCCCGGCACUUGUGACCGAGUAUUCCCUACAUGUCCCCUCAGACCAUGCCAUCCUGCCCCCAAAAGCUGUCGUCCUGUAGAGCGCGUGGCACUUGAGGGCCAGGAUGGGGGGCCUCUCACGUCCACAGCCCGCGGUACCUGCAAGCCCUGUCCUGGGAACACGGCAGGCUUGGCUGGAGCCGAGGUUCAGCCUGCCACGAAGCCAGGCCCUACCGUGUAGACAAAACAGAAUAGCAGCUGGUUCACUCUCGUGCCAUUGGGGCCUGCUGGCUAGGCAGCUGGGGUUUGGAGACUGAGUCUGUGCUGUGUACUUUGGGAACACCACGGGUGGCCGAGAUGAGUGACAGGACACUCUGGACCCUGAGUUGGAGUGAAUGCAAAUGUUGAUUUGGGUACAAUUCAUUCUGCUCGUCAGGAGAGGAUCUACGAGUGAGCUGGCGGGGACCCAGGUUAAGACCUGGCACACCUGUCUCCUGGGACCCCUGGCUCAGCCAUCCAGGCCAAACCCCUGACAGACAGAGGUGGGAAUUCCCAGCCUUUGAUCCUCAUGCUGCACAACAGUUGGGGUCCCAUGGCAACUGCCACUUUCUGUUCUUUAUGCUAUUUGGAGAAAAGACUCGGUGACCCAUGAAUGUUUCCACUCCGCAGAACUGGGUCCUUGGUGGCAGAGAGGAGCUGAGAGUUGGCCACCUUGUUAGCCACAGGAGUGUCCUCUUCCACAGUGUGCUGUAGCCCGAGCACUGGUGGGUGCCCUCUACGUGCUGGGUGCCCACUCAGCAGCCUUUCUCUCUGUCCUGGCCAGUGCUGGUCUCUGUGACUGCCCAUCCAUGGCAGAGGCAGGACACUGCCAAAGGUGGAGGCUGGUCCCAAGAGAGGCACAAAGAGACAGGGCAAGGGACAGAGCCCAGUACCACAAUGCUGAGGUCUGCUUGUGAUCGGGCCCAGUGCAAAGUCGCAGAGCCAGAGGGUGAGGGCUGCUACAGCCUGGGUGGUCCUUGGGGCCCCAGUCCUAGGGCUCGGCCUGCUUGGCACCAUGAGCACCAGCCUGCAGGCCUCAGACCACCCCCUCCCCAAGUUCCUCACUGCACAGAGCCCACCCUUUGUCCAUGGGCCUUGCUGACCACACGGAUGACCAGACCCAAAGAGCCCAGCAGAGGGGACCCAGAGAGACAUCGCUGUCAGCAUAGCCACCUGAGGCUGCUUCAGCGCCCUGGGGACUGUGCACAGAGGGCUGCACCUCCGGGCCUGCUUCCGGAGGGCCCAGCAGCCUGUGCACCUCCACUGUGGCUUCACUGGCCCUUAGGAGUACCUCUGUCACCUUCGCCUCAAUAACCCUCACAGGGGACCAAAGUAGGAGGAGGAUGCAAGAGCAGGGAGCACAGCCCCCCCCAACUUUCCUGCCAGCAUCUGACCCUGCCACGCCUCCCAGACGGCAUAACCAAGUGGACAGGGUGCCCAGACGAGUUCUCACCCAGCCUCAGAAAGCUCUGGAAGGUCGACUGUGGGCGUGCCAGGGUUGGUUCACAGCAGGAGACUCUGCAGUGACCGGGGCCACGGAGCCUGUGGGAAGCCCCGUUGUGUGACCUGAACAGGUGCUAGGUCUGCCUGUCUGAAGUCACGACUGCCAGCCGGUCGCCCCUGCGAAUGCACCUGGUCAAGUGCAUCUCUUACAACAGCCCGAGCCCCCUCUCUGUUCCACCAGGACUCAUUUCCAGAACCAGAAUCGUUUUCCUUAUUUAUUACUACCUGUGCCUUGCCCCUCUUCAUCUGUAUCCCAUUGUGCUUUGAAGAGACCCCAGCAACCGAGAGCCGGCGGCCAGGAGCCAAGCCCGAGCCUGGAUCUCCCCCGGCCUCCCCUGUGCUGCACAGAAUCCCUUCCGGCUUCUUGUUUAUGCAGAGACAACAGGACUCGGUGGGAAACAGGCAUCUUUUAUGCACCAGCGCUGCUUCUGAGGCAGACGGCAGUGGGGCUCCGGGUGUCUCAUGCUGCCUUAUUUAUACUAAGGGGAGAAUUAAAUUCUUACAAGGAGUAGAAACA
Molecule: messenger RNA, 5691 nt
Organism: Oryctolagus cuniculus (rabbit)
Lineage: Eukaryota; Metazoa; Chordata; Mammalia; Lagomorpha; Leporidae
Source: RefSeq, a predicted model, not a curated record